AUGUUUUCAGGUAUAGUUACCAUGGCAUAUAGAACUGGAGGAAGAGGAAGAGGAAGAGGACGACCAAGUUCAUUAAGAAGACCAAGUUCAUCAACGAGAACAACAGAUCAUUCUCCACAUAUAUCUUACACAGCUGCUGGUGGUGGACAGGUCUAUAUCAGUUUUCCUAUAAACCCUUGGGAAGUCUUAGGCCUCACCUCCUCUGCGGUUUCUCGUGAUGCUGUGAAGAUGGCUUUCCGAAGUAAGAUUACAGAACCACAACGUCAAAAUCGAGCGCUGGCUUCCCUCGCCAAUCAUAUUCUUACCUCAACAGAACCAAGAUACCAGCGUCAACGAGGUAGUGACCUGUAUACCAUCAAAACUCGCGACCAUUUUACCAUAGCAGCGUAUGGUAACACAAAUGAGCUUGCAGUGUUGCUUAGAAGAGAUAAAUCCCUGGUCAAAAAGUCAGACGAACACGGUCGCACGUUGCUAUAUUUGGCUUGCAAGUCGGGUUUCUACGAUAUGGUGAAAAUGCUAUUGAAAGAAGGCGCGGAUAUCAACAAGAUCCAGAGAGAUGGUAGCACACCACUUCAUGCUGCAGCGUUCUUUGGUCAACCUCUUGUUGUCGGUUUGUUGCUUGAAUAUGGCGCACAAACUGACAUCAAGAAUAAAUGGGGACAAACAGCAUUGCAAGAAAGCCACUCAACCGAUAUCACAAAUUUGAUUCAAAAUGCUACAUCAGAUUUUAUAUUUUCCCUGAAAACCAAACUGAUGGCGAAGCAACUCGUUUCAGAAAUGCGUCCGAUCGAGUUCAAAGGUCGAGUCAUCGCGAAAGAGCUAAUCCGUCAUCCGAAUAUCCUUGAUCCGAAAACACGCACGAAAUUAAACACAAUCCUUAAGAAUUGGGAGAUGACAUGGCAUGGAACACGGUUUAAGAAUCUUGAGUCAAUCCUGGCGAAUGGUCUUCUCCCCGCUGGUACAAGAGGAAUCAAACCCCCACGUGGUCAUUUUAAACUGGGGGAAACAUUCUUCGGUAUCCCAAACUGGGCAGCAGCCAUCUUUCUUUCACCAAGUAUCCUGUACUCCGCACACGCAGCCUAUUCUGAAAGGGUGAUGUCUAACAAGGAACAAUGGUGUGUCUUGUUCAAAGUAUAUUGUCUUCCGGAAAGCUACAAAGCGUAUGAUCCAACUGUUUUAAGGUAUUUAAGCUACGUUCAUGCAAAUUUGCUGUGCUUUGCAAUUAGUUGUGCUUGAAUUCGUCCGGAUUCAUUUGUCCCGUACCAACACAAAACGCGAAAUCGCGCGAAUUUGGGUGCGGUUUCGAAUUCAUCCUGUACCAUAUGAAAAGAGCUUAAUUUAAACAGCAACAAAACUCUACAAUGUAGCUAGACUACGAGAUUUUGAUUGGUUGACUUUCGCACUAACCGUAGUUACCUUAACUACAUUUUUAUACAACCUGACCUGAAUAUUAGGUACCAACAAAAUAUAGAUCUUUUCGAUGUUUCAUUUUCUAGCUACGAAGGGAUGAAAGGUGAGCCCGAUUUACCCGAAUACCGCGUGCCUGUUGAGGGGGACGACAAAGAAGUUAUUAUUCGUGUGGAAUCUGAGCGUAGUGUUGUUGUUCGUUCACUCAUCUUUAUUCGCGCGAGUGUCUUAGAAAACCAAGAAUUAAAUUUCAAGGAAGCAACGAAGCUAUUCAGGGAAUAAAUUUUGUCUUCAAAUGAAUGGAACAUGCUUUAAUAGCGACUUUUUUUUCUCGAAUUAUUUAUAGUUAUAUAACUUUGAAAUGAUGGUCAAAAAUCAUUUAAAAUUGGGGAAAAAACCCAGAAAAUCCGCAUAGCUAGCAGGAGUAAUUGGUUCAUAUUAUGAAUAUAAUCUGUAUUGACUGUAAUAUAAUGAAUGUAGAAUACAAUAUCAAUGGCAGUGUAGGAAUCGGUUCGACUCAAAACCUUAACACAGGGACCGCGGAGCCGGUUUGAAAGUGUGGAAGGGGGGUGGCGCAGGAUAGCACGAGAGCUAUAUGCCACGCAGGCAGACUGGAUUUUAUUCGGUAAUUUUUUUAUCCACCAAAAAAGUGGGGGGGGGGGGCAUGCCCUCCCGGCCCCCUGUUCCGCGGUCCCGGUAACACGGAGCAGUGUAUAGUUAUCCAAACAAUCGAUAUCUGUUGAACUAUAUCAAACUAUCGGUGUCAGUGCAGGUAUAGUAAGUAGAGACGAUAACAAGACAGGUGUGCAUAAAAAAUAUAAGGAUUAAUUUCCUAAAACGUUUUUCGUAUAGAGCCGGACAAAGUCGUGGAACGAAUUAUCGAGUAACAUAACCAACGAUUACCGAGAGCUAUCAAUCAAUGCUUUUAAAGAGCGACUUGAAAUAACCAAAUGAUUCCGUGUAUAUGGUUGUUUAAGUUCUUCAUAUUAAUAUUUUGUUAUUUCCUUUGUAAUACAG
This is a messenger RNA of Paramuricea clavata, 2424 nucleotides long. The record is from the annotation of a GenBank genome assembly. NCBI's taxonomy places the organism in Eukaryota, Metazoa, Cnidaria, Anthozoa, Malacalcyonacea, Plexauridae.